This is a messenger RNA of Drosophila eugracilis, 3499 nucleotides long. RefSeq lists its product as uncharacterized. NCBI's taxonomy places the organism in Eukaryota, Metazoa, Arthropoda, Insecta, Diptera, Drosophilidae. The transcript has 2 exons. The record is from RefSeq and is a predicted model, not a curated record. Bases 35 to 3499 code for a protein of 1154 amino acids.
CGUCUAACGUCAUCAUCAAAAUAGGAAUUCCGAAAUGGUGAAAAGCAAAUCUACACCAAAUACCGUUUUUAAUCAAAACGAGUUGGUAGUCAAUACUGAAGCUAUGAAUAUUGAGGAUCUCAGCGAUCUACUCCAGCUUAACGAGGAAAUUGAGGAGCGCUGUCGAUCCAACCCGAACGAAGACAGCAAUGCUGGCUGCGGCUUGCUAAGAGCUAAAAUGACUAGGGAGGAGAUUUUCGAGAUAUCCACAUCAUCUUCUCUAGACGAUGAUCGCUUUUUGACGGCCCUAGAGCACCAAAACUCAUACUCGAAAUCGCGUCGAGUUCAAGUUACCGACUUGGACAUGCCCAGUAUCGAGAAUCUAAUGAAGUACUUUGACGAAGAGGUACCCGUAACGCCAACCAAAAUAGUAGGGACAACAAGGGCGACCGCCCCUAAAGGUAAAGUAGCUAGCGUCAUUGCUAAGUUGACCAACAAAUCGGAUCCUAUCACAUCGACCAAGCCAAUGGUGAAUAGUUGUCACCCCACGAUCAGUAAACUCAAGCAAAAGUACGAACAGCAAGUGAAAAUUGAGAACACUCGGUUUGCAACACGAGACCGUCGGAAGACUUCCGUCUCGCUUCCCAUGAAAGUGAAGGAGAUGGCUCAUUUGUUAAAUUCGAAGAUUAGCCAGGUGAAUCGCCGCUCAGAAGUUUCAGACUACGUUCAACUGCAAAACGAGAUUUCGGUGGCGACCGAGCAUCAGUAUCCAUUGACAUCGGAGUCUCAAGCACAAGGUACUUGUUUGGUGGCCGAGGAAGUUUUCCGCGAACUAAGCGUCAAGGACAAGGCUCUUCUGUUUAACAAGUUCAUUGCAGACAUGGCAGCUAAGCAUCCCAAGUUCAUUGAGCAUGCUGCAGAACUCAAGGCGCAGGUGGAUAAGCUGGUGCUUUGCGGUGAGGUGGUAGCCGAAAAGCAAGUCAGUGUUAAGAAUUUAGUUCAGGAAUUUGAGGAAAAGUGUAACCUGGAGCGUGGAUCGGCACCGCAAUUAGAUGAAGUCUCUUCACUUACGUCAAAUGAUAGCAAAAUGGGGACAGGUACUUCUCAGCUUCACGUGAGCAAUCUGCCAGUGAUCCUUAAGCCCAGAGCGGAGCGUAAAGAACGACGCUAUCUGGAGCGCCAGAGCGCAGACCACGCAGGGCGUUCCAAGAAUCGAAAUCUUGCCGCAAUACGUAAAACUCUGCCAACAGACGCCAUUGCACCGCCGAAGAAAAUCCGACGCACAAGACAGGAGCGUAUCGGAUGCGACAACCAAGUGUUUUUCCAGAACCCGCACCUCGAGACCCUUUUUUACAAUUGGCUCAGCACAGAAAAUGGCGUGCAGUACGACAUAACUAGCGCAUCAAACAGUCAGCAGACCAUCGAGAUAGCAACAGAAAAUACCAUUCUUGAAUCGAGCACCGUCAGCCUGGAAGAUGUGUGCCAAAAGUCCGAUGUUGAACGUCUUCUGGAACAGGCUUUAGCCAAGCUAGAAAUUGAAAACGAAGAAAAAAAGGAAGUUAUUAGGACGUCUUUGACUAAAAUAGUCAAAGUCACUCCACGACGCAAUAAGCGCAUGGCGCCGCCAGUGCCUGCCCCACGUCCAAGUCUGAGUCAGACUCAUUCCACCGCAUCCAGCUGCAAGCAAUCCGAGGCUGAAGAUAGUGAAUCCGGACUGUCGACCCUUCCCAAGAUUACAAGCGACGAAUCACAGCCCGAAAUGAUCAAAGAAGACCUACAGCCAAGUGAGUUUGAUUUUGUCAAGCCCCAGCGUCCACCACGUAAGAAGAAGAUGCGCAGAAAUCUUACUUGGCAGAAGGAUAAUUCCGUUGUCGAGGCUACCACAAUCACCUCAACUGACUCCGAUUCCGAUUACAAAUCGUCACUUUCCGCACCAGACAAGAAAACGACGGGAGCAAAUUGCGCCUUCCCACUGCCCGAACAAAGUUUGAUUGAGUUAGACAAGUCAUUUAUGCGUCAGGUCAACUCGCCCCGCAAAAUUAAGUCAGCGUACACUCUAACUGUAAUAUCGUCACCUUCGAAAAAUUCAGACACCAAUCAAACACCAAGGCAAUCACUCGGGCAAACCAUGCGGGAUAGUUUCAUUGAUCAGGGCUUCGAGACCUGCUCGAAUGACCCCAUAGACAAUAGUCCUCUACGCAGGUCCUUCGUAAGCUCCUACGACUCGAAGUCAUCCGGGUUUUCAACGCCAGUAAAAGGUCGCCACGUUUGCAGCCUAGCGCAACAGCAAUUAUUCAGCCCCAUUUUUUCGCUAGACCGGCCGGAACGCAGUUCUCUGGCCAUACAGGUAAUUCGGGAAGAUCAUUCCCUCAAUCUUGAUGCCACUCCCAGUUUACCCUCCACACCUUGCAGUGAGAGGGAGUUUUUCGCCAACGCUCCGACAGUUAUAAUUAAUAGCACCCAGGAUGAGAUUACAGCCGGAAAUCCUCAUUCAAUGUUCUGGAUUAUAUCAGGAGACCUUACGGUGUCCUUGAAAAUUUCAAAAUAUAGCCCUGAGCGCCUUCGUCUGCUCUAUGACAUAUUCAUUCAAAAAAGUUUCGAGAGUCGAGAUCUAGCCUUCGGAAUCGAUGGACACAAGUUUACAUGUAGUGGUGAAAUCUCGAAAUCCACUCAAACUAUGCCUCUUGAUUGGCCGCCCAGUGUACAGGAUUGCUCCCACUAUUGGUUCGCUAGCGGAGAUUUCUCCGUACCCUUUAGCGGGAAACUGAUGUCCGACGAGAAAAUUAAGCGGCUAUUCGCAUUUCUCAAUGCGGAAAAGUCCAAGAUACGCUUCGGCGUGGAUCACAUCGAGUUUAGUAGCUUACCGGAGUUCUGGCCCACUACCCAAAAAUAUUCUAUUGAGAGCAGCUACAGCAUGCUGGUGGGUUUGCAAACGGGUGCAAGCAAUGGCCUGGAGGGGCGCAGCAAAUACUCCUGGCCCAACAACAGCAAUUCUAACCAAGAGAUCAAGACCAACGACAUAGAUCGGACGCAGCUCGAGCUCGAUGCAAAUUAUUUCGGCAAAGAUAGCGGUGGUCCUUCCUUUUCUCCUGACAUAUUCUCCCUAGACUACGAGGCUGUUCCCUUGGAUGAGCUGUUUGCAAAUGUCCCUUUAUGCGCGACUGUUCCCAUCUUGUCCACGGGACAGAUGAUGCAAGCUCUAAAGCAGCAGCAAAGAAAACUUAGCAAUGUGGAACAGCGUAUUCGCAGCUAUGCAAAGCCCUCUAAGUUAACAGACGUAUCACUUGAGCGCUACCGCAAUACUCCGCAAUAUGUACACAAGCUGCGCUCCAUGAUUCGGACUAUAGAUAGCAUUGGUCGUGAUGAUGGCUUUCGUGGCUGCUCGAUGGAGCAGCUCGAGAGCUUCAUGUAUUUCCUCAGCGAGUAUGCGGAUGUGUGUCUGGCCAAUUGCAACGAGCAUAUAGACAACAUUCUUGACAGACUAUUGGACCAUAGGGCCCAACUAAAUACUAACAAUUAG